This is a messenger RNA of Chaetomium fimeti, 958 nucleotides long. RefSeq lists its product as uncharacterized. The transcript is spliced from 2 exons. NCBI's taxonomy places the organism in Eukaryota, Fungi, Ascomycota, Sordariomycetes, Sordariales, Chaetomiaceae. The record is from RefSeq and is a predicted model, not a curated record. The coding region runs from base 83 to 958 and encodes 291 amino acids.
GUCCUUGGGGGACUGAAUAACUCGGGCGCGGUCCGCAGUAUCGUCUCUAAUCUUCGUCGCCAACCCCCGACAACUCCCCGCCAUGAAGUCUCCUCUCUCCGUCGGCCAGAUGGCCGUGGCCCUGCUCUCCUUGACUCCCGCAGUCUCUGCGUUGGCAUGGCCAAGGUGGCUCCCAGAGCUCGACUCGUUAGUUGUCCGGCAAGAUGAUGGGUCAUCUCAAGAUGCCGAGUCUGCCGCGCCGACAGCGACCAACCCCCCCACAAACGAAGACGAUGAAGAGACGAAAGCGACAACUUCCCGCAAUCCCGCGGAUCCGAUCCAAACAAACCUCAACACGGGCGGCAUCAGCCAGACGGGAACCGAAACCGAACGAAUGACCGGCAACGGGACGCGCACGCGCGCGCCCAAGAAGACCCAAUUCGACCCGCAGGCCCCCGUCGGUGGCGUGGUGAUGGUGACGCCGGGGGUGUUCGACGGCACCCAGCUGUACAAGAUCGGGGACUACGUGACGUGGGGGUGGAACUACACCAACGUGCAGGCCACGCCGACGGCGAUCGACGUCUACGUCAAGUGCAGCAAGGUGCCGCAGCCGUGGACGCUGACGCAGAACAUGUCCUUCACCGACCCCGGCACCUACACCUGGGACACGGAGAAGUUCCAGAAGAGCAACGUCGCCAACCCGCUGCUGACGGAGCAAUACACCCUGGUGAUCGCCGACGCCGACGGCGGCAUCAGCGCCACGCCCGAGCCGGGAUACCUCGCUCCCUACUCCCUGUUCUUCUUUGGCCUGUACGAGAAGCAGGAGUAUCAUGACAACAACGAUGGAUACCAGUGCGCCUCGUGCAGCGGCGCCGGGUCCGGCAUGGACAACCGCGCGGUGGGCGCUGCGGUUGUCAUGAGCGCCGUGACCGUUCUCAGCUUUACCUGGUUUGUUUCUGGCUUUGGAGCGUUUCUUUGA